This is a messenger RNA of Bactrocera latifrons, 341 nucleotides long. Its product is annotated as acanthoscurrin-1-like. The record is from RefSeq and is a predicted model, not a curated record. Lineage: Eukaryota; Metazoa; Arthropoda; Insecta; Diptera; Tephritidae. The coding region runs from base 34 to 267 and encodes 77 amino acids. The transcript has 2 exons.
UACUAGCUUACAAAGUCAAGCUUAAACGGAAACAUGAAAUUCAUAAUAUUGAUUGCUUUGCUUUGCACCAUAUUGGCGACUAUAUUGUCCACAACAAAUGCACAAAUGCCUGGUGGCGGUAAGAGUCUAACCGGUCGCUUCCGUCGCGCGGCACAAGGCGGGGGCGGUGGCGGUGGUGCCGGAGGUGGCGCAAGUGCUGGAAUGGGAUUUGGUAUGGGUGCUAAUAUGGGCGGAGGAGCACAGGGAAGUGGACAGGGUGGUCAUUAAUGCAGCAUAUUGUUAUAUAUUUUAUGCAAUUUGUAGUUGUAAAAAGCAAUAAAACAGAGCAGCGCAGAAACAAU